Trametes versicolor FP-101664 SS1 is the source of this 1678-nucleotide messenger RNA. RefSeq names its product fatty acid/sphingolipid desaturase. The coding region runs from base 26 to 1603 and encodes 525 amino acids. Gene Ontology annotation, biological process: lipid metabolic process. Gene Ontology annotation, molecular function: oxidoreductase activity, acting on paired donors, with oxidation of a pair of donors resulting in the reduction of molecular oxygen to two molecules of water. Lineage: Eukaryota; Fungi; Basidiomycota; Agaricomycetes; Polyporales; Polyporaceae. Gene Ontology annotation, cellular component: membrane. The record is from RefSeq and is a predicted model, not a curated record. The transcript has 5 exons.
CCACCCUCCAACUCCCCUGCUCCCCAUGGGGCUCCCUCCGAACCAGGUAUGGACCCGCGAGCAGGUCGCCACGCGCAUUCUCGCGGGCGACUCGCUCUUCGUCCUGAACGGCAACCUCGUGCGCGUCCCGCCCUCCUGGCUCGCCGCCCACCCCGGCGGCAACCUCUCCAUCCUGCACUUCGUCGGGCGCGACGCGACGGACGAGGUCGAGGCAUUCCACUCUGACGGGACGCUCCAGCGCAUGCGCGGCUUUAUCAUCGGCCGCGUGGAGAUAGGCGACGACGGAUGGGUGCCGUUUGUGCCCCCGAUCGCGAACGGCUGGGUGCGCAGGGCGGGCAAGGACGGCAAGGCGGAGUGGUACAACGAGGCGCGCCCGCUGAGGCCAGCGGAGGGCGACGCUGUGCCCACUUCGCAAAUUCUGCUCCAGACGCGGUCGGAAAACACGACGGAGAGCGGGCCCACGCUAGACAUGCUGCAGGCCGCGCAGAACGACCUCACGAUGAAGAACGAGAAGCUGAACUCGGACGCGUACAAGGAGCUGCACAAGCGCGUCGUCGACGCGGGACUAUACAAGACGCGCUUCGUCACGGGCUACGGGCCCGAGUUCGUGCGCUAUACGCUGCUCGGCGUGCUGGCUGCGGUCUGCUACCACCACGGCUGGCUGGUCACCAGCGCUCUCUCCCUGGGGCUGUUCUGGCAGCAGCUCACAUUCUUCGCGCACGACCUCGGACACGUUGGCGUCACGCAUGACUGGACGCUCGACCGUCUGAUAUCUAUUUUUGUGGCCGACUUUCUCGGCGGACUGAGCAUCGGCUGGUGGGUCAACAAUCACAACGUGCAUCACUUGGUCCCUAACCAUCCCACCCACGACCCGGAUAUCCAGCACCUGCCCUUCCUCGCGAUCUCGCCCGUCUUCCUGAAGUCGCUCUGGUCCUCGUACUACAAGCGCGAGAUGACGUUCGACGCGUUCGGCCGCUUCUUCGUCUCGAUGCAGCACAAGCUCUUCUACGUCGUGCUCUCGCUCGCGCGCUUCAACCUCUACGCGAACUCGUGGGGCUACCUCGCGAAGACCGCGUUCGAGCCCCGCCGCGCCCGCGGCGGGCGCUGGUGGUGGUGGGCCGAGAUCUUCUGCCUCAGCCUCUUCUUCCUCUGGUUCGGCGCCAUCCUCAAGGGCUGCGGCUCGUGGCGCAGCGGGCUCGUGUACCUGCUCGUCAGUCACAUCGCCGCGAGCCCGGUACAUGUGCAGAUUGUGCUCUCGCACUUCUCGCGCUCUACCGAGGACAUGGGUCCCGUCGAGUCGUUCUUUUCGCGCCAGCUGCGGACGACAGUCGACGUGAUCUGCUCUCCGCGCAUCGAGUUCAUUCACGGCGGUCUCCAUUUGCAGGUGACCCACCAUCUAUUCCCCCGUCUGCCAAGACACAACCUCCGCGAGGCGAGCUUGCUCGUCAAGGACUUCGCGAAGGAGCGCAAUCUGGAAUACGCCGAGUUUGGGUUCGUAGAGGGCAAUGGGGAAGUCAACGGUGUUCUGAAGCAAGUCGCCGACCAACUCAAAAUCGUGCAUAUGGUGGCCGACUCGGAGAUCCGAGAAGCCAUGAAGGAUUAGAUCUUAGACUCAGUGGUCACUGCUUGAAUGUUUAUUGUCGGAAUAGACAUGUAUCGACGUCGCGGUUCAUGCGGG